AGUUCUACACUCUCUCCAAAACCAUCAACGGCCGGCCUCUUUCCGUCUUCAGGCCGACGACGACGACGUGGUUGUUGACCUAGUAUCUGAAGUUGGGAAAUGCCAUCCCACGAGCAAUCCUUGCCGUUCCUGUCCUCACAUGUCCUAAUUGACGGCGCUUUAAGCCUUGCCCUGGCAUACGCCGCUGUAUGUGCUUUUCAACAGUCCAGGUUUCUCUCCUCCACCCUCCGUCAAAUCCAGAAUAUCCCAACCUUCCGAGUUGCCGACCUUCGUAUUGUGAUCGACAUAGAGAAAUCAGAUGAACCCCUCCUCGUCCUCCGUAACACUGUCGUCGCGAAAUCAGCCGUUGAUGGCGAAUCCUGGAAGAGUCUAAUUCCUCACUCCCUCUUCUCUCAAUUAUCCAGGGCCAAAUCCUUUAUCAUCCCAAAGACACAAACCAGUAUAUGGAAGCGUUUGAGUGGAUGGACUUCAUAUUUGCCUUGGAAUAAACAAUCAACCUCGCCGACAACGAUACCUUUCAUUCUUUUUGAAGGUGAUCAAUGGCCACAAUCUGGUUGUAUCAUUGCAAACUUAGAUGUCUCCAGACAUCCCAUACCUCUCACAACAGUUUAUGAUGAGUUGCAGCCUGCUAAUGCUUCUCCUUAUACACUGCUUCAGGCUUUGUGUGAUCAGAGACACCAUGUUGGUCUGCUUGAUGAAGAGAAAAUUCUUCCAUUAGGAAUGGAAAUGGGACCACUUGGAAUCUCUAGUUUCAAUAAUGGAGUACUUGAAAUAAAGACAUACAUGCAGCUUCCCUAUCUUCUGACUGACGUGACAAAGGAUCAGAUGAUGUCAAAUUUAGCCUUCAGGACAAAGAUGCUAUUUUGGAGUGGGAUUUUUCUCGGUUCAUUCUCCUUUGGUAUUCUUGGAUUUGCUGUUGUGAGGAAAUGGAGCAAAUGGAAAGUGCAGAGGGAACAAAGAAGGUAUCAGCAACCAGGACAUGUUGGCACUGAACCAAGAAGGCAUCAGCAACGAAGGCAUGUUGCUAUUGAACCAAGAAGUGUUGUUAGUAAUGAUGCAACAGCACAGAUUAUGGAGGGAGGUGAGAUGAGUGAUGGUUGGUUUGCUACAUCACAGAUUGCAGUGGAAGAGGAGACGGGUGGAAGUUUGUUUGAGCUACCGAGAAAUGCUGCCAGCAAUGAUGCAUCCCCUUUGACUGUGGGGAAGGAGCCAAUAGAUAAUGCUCCUGACAAAACAUUGUGCUUGAUUUGCUGGACAAAGGAAAGAAACUUUCUAUUCAUCCCGUGUAGGCAUCUGGCUUGUUGUCAACAAUGUGCCAUGGCAAUCGAACAUGAAGUGCCGCGAAGAUGCCCUUAUUGUCGCCAACCAAUUCAACUUUCAUUUAGUGUAUACAUACCUUGAGAAAGAUGAUAUCUCCUUUCAUUGGUGCUCUGGAAAAACCACAGUUGCUUCAAUGAUGUAUAAAAAUAUCUGAAUUUU
Messenger RNA from Rubroshorea leprosula, 1479 nucleotides. NCBI's taxonomy places the organism in Eukaryota, Viridiplantae, Streptophyta, Magnoliopsida, Malvales, Dipterocarpaceae. The record is from the annotation of a GenBank genome assembly.